AUGUCUACAGCAACGGCCGACGUAAAAGUUGCUCAGAGCAAUUUGUCACCUUCAGAAAAGAAGGAAAGCUUCUGGCUCCGAUUACAUCAUGACCCCUGGUUCCAAGUAAUGCUCAUAUCCGUCAUAUCAUUCUGCAAUCCUGGCAUGUACAAUGCCCUUACUGGCAUGGGAGGCUCAGGUCAAGUCAAUACAACCGUCACCGCGAAUUCCAACGUCGCGACUCAUGCAUGCACUGCAGGAGCUGCUUUGAUUUUCGUGGGUGUCUUCUACAAAUACCUCGGACCUCGCUGGUCUCUACUGCUUGGGGGAUGGACAUAUGCCCUCUAUGCAGGCUCUUUGCUGAAUUACAACCGCACUGCAAAUGGACCCUUUGUGAUUGGGGCUGGAGCAAUCUUGGGUCUUGGUGCGGCGUUUUUCUGGGUUGCGCAGGGCACAAUCAUGGUUACUUAUACCACCGACAGUACUAGAGGAGGAGCUAUUGCUCUGUUUUGGGUGAUCUUCAACUUAGGUAGUGCGAUCGGUUCGCUCGCUAGUUUUGGGCUCAAUUACAAUUCCAAAUCCGGUACUGUCACUGACUCAACAUACAUUGCUUACAUCGUGAUUAUGCUAUUCGGUUGGGUAUUAUCUUUGUUUGUGUCUCCCGCGGAAGCGUUAUCUCGCAAGUACAACGGCAGUCGUCUCUCUGAAGAAUCCAAGACCCUCAAAUGGGCGAACGUGAAGGUUACAAUCGUGCAAACGGUCAAGAUUGUCCUUGACUGGAAAAUCAUGUGUCUGUACCCAAUGUUUUUCAACGCCAACGUGUUUUAUUCAUAUCAGCAAAACGAUGUCAACGGGAUGACCUUCAACCUACGCACACGAUCCUUAAAUAGCGCCCUAUAUUGGAUCGCGCAGAUGCUCGGAGGACUUUUAAUAGGCUAUAUCCUAGACAUCAAUUGCAUUAAUCGCCGAACAAGAGCACAAAUCGGCUGGUCUAUCCUCUUCAUCACCGAUGGUAGCAUAUAUUUGGGUCCCAUGUUUUUGUAUUUCUUCUAUGGUGUCUACGACGCCUUUUGGCAGGGGUAUUGCUACUGGAUAAUGGGCGCUCAGUCGCGCGACCCGGUUGUCAAUGCGGUCAUUAUCGGGGCUUAUUCUGCGUUGAAACCUGCUGGAGGAUCUAUGGCCUGGAGAGUGAAUGCUAAUGGUGUUAGUGCCAUGGUUCAAUUUGCAAUGAAUUGGGGGCUAACGAUUGGGAGCUUGGUUGUGGCUGUUCCAACUGUGGUUACCUUGAGUAAGCAUAGCUAUACUUCGGAAGAGGUUCAAGAGGACGCGAAGAAGGAUGACGUACAAGUGUAG
Molecule: messenger RNA, 1332 nt
Organism: Talaromyces stipitatus ATCC 10500
Lineage: Eukaryota; Fungi; Ascomycota; Eurotiomycetes; Eurotiales; Trichocomaceae
Exons: 2
Coding region: 1-1332 (443 amino acids)
Biological process (GO): transmembrane transport
Molecular function (GO): transmembrane transporter activity
Source: RefSeq, a predicted model, not a curated record